CUGCUGUCUUGUCAUAUUCAGCGGCGUAGAUUAAGUUCCCUACUCGAUCUAUCAUCUUCCUCGCCUUCUCGAUCUGCUGUCUUGAUUGCUCCGACAUGCAAGGAAACAACAAGCCAGACCACCUUCUCCCUCCGAGGCUGUUCGCCACAGACAGGGCCCCAAGCGGACGUAUCAACAUCUACUCCAAGCCAGACCUUCUAGCUUUUAUACAGCAUGCUCUCCGUAACACCAAAGAGCUCCAGUACAUCAAAGACUCUUGUUUCGGGAAGUUAUUUGAGCUCCCAGCACGUCAGUGUCCUGCCUCGUGUAAAAUAAUACACGCUUUUCUUACAAGACAGCUAAUUGUCGAGGAUAAACACACACUCUGGUCAGUCUUUGGAAGCGAUCCCAUCCGUUUCGGCCUCCAAGAGUUCGGCACAAUCACAGGUCUGCCUUGUGGAGAUUUUCCUGCAGACUACAACACUGAACUGGAAGACCAGAGUAAAGCUCACAAAGAUCCUGACUGGAUCAAGCUGAUCGGUAAAAAGAGAUUCACCACCAUUGCUGAUCUACGCCACAAGCUCGAGACUGAAACAACGAUGCCAGGAAAAAAGAAGCUGCGCCUAGCUCUAAUAAUAAUUGUUAAUGGGGUUCUAAUCGCUCAUCAACAAACUCCACGGCCUACUCUGAAGUACGUCAAGAUGGUCCAGGACGUCGACGCUUUCUGCCUACACCCUUGGGGCAUAGAGUCUUUCCUCAAGACUAUUACCUGCAUGAAACCUCCCAAGUUCAUCCCUCUGAAAUGCGAGGACCCUAUUGCAAAGCUUAUUAAUCUUUUGAAGCAGGAAACUUUCAGGCUGAAGGGAUUCCCCCUAUCAUUACAACUCCUUGCAUUUCAAGCCGUCCCGGAGCUGCAGUCCAUAAUCCCAGCCCCCUUAGACUCGCUAUCAAUCAUCCAACUCGAAGAACCUCAUCUUCCUGUUUACCCGAAGAUUAGCUACCUUGACAUACUACGCGUGGAAGCUGUUGAGAAUGUAAGCACCUCAUCUCCCUCGUUUUACUACUUCAAUUAAUUUUGAGCAUUUCUAUUGUUUUCAUUACGAGUCUAUGUUAACAACUGGUCAUUUUUGCGGCCAUUACAGCUUGCUGUUACAUCAUUGAUACCAAUACAAAGCCAACCGCAACCAGGAUGGGGAGUUUGGCACGACGUUGUUGCUGAUGAACGCCUAACGUACAUGGAGAACCUCAUAGCGAACCACCACCCAUUCAAGAAGCAUCUCUGGCCAGGUGGAGACACUUCCACGCCCAUACUCAUCCAUAAACCUCCCUUGGAGGAACCAGAAACGAGGAGACAAGUUUCAAAAAAUGCUUUGAGACCUAGAAAGCCCCUAAACAAACCACCACCGUGCCGAAAGCAGAGGAGGAUCAGCAACUACUUUCUCAGAACUGGUUCAACCAGCAACUCAAACGAUCAGAUGAUGGAAAUGCUUUCUAAAGUUUCUAGCGAAGUUUCCAAACUCAGGAAAGAGUUUAGAUUGAUGCGCCAACUCAACAAACGCAAGAAGUCUCGAACCCACAGCAAGCGUUCUGCUUUCCAAUCUCUCAUUGGUUCUCCACACAAACCCCAACUCUCACACAGAGGAUGUCAGACUGACCCCACAGAGCAUUCAACCGAUGAUGUACCUAACGAGACGGUACCAUUUUUCCUUUCCCCUAUAAUCUUCUCGCGUUUCUGUUGCAAUUUAUUGACUUUUAUGUAUGUCUGUCAACGUCGUUGCAGUCCCCGGCACCUAUGGAGGAAGAUCAUCCGGAAUGCACCUCCCCUGUUGUCAGCCAAUAUGCAGCUCAGCUCUACGGCCAACCUUCCAGCGAGUCAACUCCGGUCCACACAACACAUCUCCCUACAGAACCUGAACAAACCACACCCGUACACACCACCACCUUUUACACCUUACCCAAACACACCCCCAUUGAACCAAACCCUAUAAUCCACAACUUCCCCGUCCACAACUCCCCCGUCCACAAUUCCUCCGUCCACAACUCCCCCGUCCACAUCUCCCCCGUCCACAACUCCCCCGUCGACACCUCCCCCGUCCACACCUCUCCCAUCCACACCUCUCCCAUCCACACCUCUCCCGUCCACACUUCCUCCGUCCACACCUCCCUCAUCCACAUCACCCCCGUCCACACCACCCCCAUCCACACCACCCCCAUCCACACCACCCCCGUCCAUAACCAAGCCGAACCCACUACACCCAUCUACGAUACUAGUGACCAUCAUUACCACCAACUUCGAUUCCAAGGUUUUGAAAUCUUCGAGCCCAACAGUCCUGCCCCCCAUCACUGAAUAAUCCUAGAUACGACACAUCAACCCACCGAGCUACUCCUAAACCCCCACUAAACCCCAUCACACCCGAUACGUCUCCAACUAAGAGUAGCGGAUUUGCUGAACAUGCCUCAUCUGUCAAUGCAUUCGUUGCUACCGCUACAUCAAAACGAACCUCCCUCCCAACCUUAAACGUGGAAAAGAGUCAGGUACUGUUUUUUUUCCUUACUUUUCUUCCCACCACUCCCGUAACUGCCUUCAUUUCUUGAGUGCAGGAAAACCUAUCUGACGAAGAAGUUGUUGAACUUAGCGACUCCAGCCCUGUAAAGCCAACCCCAAGACAUCAGCCAUCAGAUGAAGAAUGCAACCUUGCAGAAGAACUCUUCAAAUGCCCUUCAAUUCCAGCACUAGCCCUCAUCGCUCCGCUUCCGCAGCACCAGUGGGACCUCUUCCACGCGACUCUCACAGCAAAUACGCAAGCGUACGUACCUUGAUCCAAACCUUCAUCGCAUGCAACAUUUUUGCUUUUUUAACAUUUUCAUUCUUUCAACAACUCUUAAUUCAUGUUCUAACACUAUCACAGAUUCCACAUUACUCCGUCCCAAUUUGACUUCUCCAACAGAUUCAUAUUGGAAAUAGCUCAGCCGCAGAAAUGGGUCACCACAUUUGUAAGUUCGAGUCCCCUUCUAAGCUCCUUUGCUUUUUCUGUUUCUCUUUAUGAUUACUCUGGCUCUUUCUCAUAUUCUGUUGAAUAACAUGUGACGUUAUGGUCCAGCAUAUGGAAAUUUUGAUGUACAUGCUUGCUGGAAGGCACAGAGAGCUCCUUGAUCGAGAGAAGCUUGCUUUCACAACACCGUAUCUAGCAUCCGGGAUUCAGGAGGUCUUCAAGGGGUUCAAGAAAUUGGCAAGGAAAGACCGAUUCAAAUGGGACACCCGUCUGACUGAGUUGGUGCUUCAGCCAGGGAAGAAAUGGAUGGAAGAUGUGUUUACGAUAUACACUCCUAUGAUCUGGGAGGAUCGUCACUGGGUGGGACUAGCUAUAAACCUCGACAUGGGAUAUGUUGAGAUCCUAGACCCACUCCCAACGUUGUAUGGAGA
This is a messenger RNA of Brassica rapa (field mustard), 3403 nucleotides long. RefSeq lists its product as uncharacterized. The record is from RefSeq and is a predicted model, not a curated record. Lineage: Eukaryota; Viridiplantae; Streptophyta; Magnoliopsida; Brassicales; Brassicaceae.